Messenger RNA from Pungitius pungitius (ninespine stickleback), 2216 nucleotides. It is a transcript of the gene ddx18, whose product is annotated as DEAD (Asp-Glu-Ala-Asp) box polypeptide 18. Gene Ontology annotation, biological process: maturation of LSU-rRNA from tricistronic rRNA transcript (SSU-rRNA, 5.8S rRNA, LSU-rRNA). The record is from RefSeq and is a predicted model, not a curated record. Lineage: Eukaryota; Metazoa; Chordata; Actinopteri; Perciformes; Gasterosteidae. The transcript is spliced from 14 exons. Bases 52 to 2013 code for a protein of 653 amino acids. Gene Ontology annotation, cellular component: nucleolus. Gene Ontology annotation, molecular function: ATP binding; nucleic acid binding; RNA helicase activity.
GUCCUCAACACCCUCACACACACACACACACGUGUGCAGGACUGCAUUGCCAUGGCGGACCUACAGAUGAAGCUUCUCCGCAAGAAAAUUCAGAAAAGGAAUGAUAAGAACAAAGAGCGAAAACUACUUCGGGAUCAAACAGAAAAAGAAGAGAACGGUAACUUAAACGGCUUUGAAGACCAGGGUUGUGAGAAAAAAGAAAACGGUUUAAAGAAACCGAUUGUGGUGCCAGCGGAAGAGACCACGACAAAAGUGAAGACCCCCAAGAAGACGAAGAAGAAAAGAAAGCUGACCGACCCUGCGGAAUCCCCAGUUGAGAAAAAAACCAGAACCGUAGAAGAAGAAGAAGAAGAAGAAGAAGAAGAGGCGGAGGACGUCGAUGGAGAUGCUUCAUCAGAUGGAGAACAGAAAAGCAAUCGACUCAAGGACGCUGCAAAGGAAGGAGAUGACGAAGAAGAGGACGAUAGCGAAGAGGAAGAUGAUCAGCCUGAAUUACCAUCUGGUUUAACGGGAGCAUUUGAGGACACGUCCUUUUCCUCUCUUGCUGAGCUGGUGAGUGAGAGCACGCUGAAAGCGGUGAAGGAGAUGGGCUUUGAACACAUGACUGAGAUCCAGCACAAAAGCAUUCGCCCACUGCUGGAGGGAAGAGAUGUUCUGGCUGCGGCAAAGACGGGUAGCGGUAAAACCUUGGCCUUCCUCAUCCCGUCCAUGGAGCUUAUCUACAAACUCAAGUUCAUGCCCAGGAAUGGCACCGGCGUGGUGAUCCUUUCCCCCACGCGCGAGUUGGCGAUGCAGACGUACGGCGUGCUGAAGGAGCUGAUGGUGCAUCACGUCCACACCUUUGGUCUGAUCAUGGGUGGCAGCAACCGCUCAGCGGAGGCCCAGAGGCUUGCUAACGGUGUCAAUAUUCUGGUGGCCACACCCGGCCGCCUACUGGACCACCUCCAGAAUACUCCUGGGUUCAUGUUCAAGAACCUACAGUGUCUGAUUAUUGAUGAGGCCGACCGAAUCCUAGAGGUGGGAUUUGAGGAGGAACUGAAGCAGAUCAUCAAGCUGCUGCCGAAGAAGAGACAGACCAUGCUGUUUUCCGCCACUCAGACCCGUAAGGUGGAGGACUUGGCUCGCAUCUCUUUGAAGAAAGAGCCGCUCUACGUCGGCGUGGACGACAACAAAGACAACGCCACCGUGGACGGUCUGGAGCAGGGUUACGUCGUGUGUCCGUCAGAGAAGCGCUUCCUGCUGCUCUUCACCUUCCUGAAGAAGAACCGCAAGAAGAAGCUCAUGGUCUUCUUCUCCUCCUGUAUGUCUGUGAAGUUCCACUACGAGCUACUCAACUACAUCGACCUGCCUGUCAUGGCCAUCCAUGGCAAACAGAAGCAGACCAAACGCACCACCACCUUCUUCCAGUUCUGUAAUGCCGACUCUGGCAUCCUGCUGUGUACUGACGUGGCGGCCCGAGGCCUGGACAUCCCCGAGGUGGACUGGAUUGUCCAGUACGACCCCCCAGAUGACCCCAAGGAGUACAUCCACCGGGUGGGCAGGACGGCCAGAGGCAUCAACGGCAGAGGCCACGCCCUCCUCAUCCUGCGGCCCGAGGAGCUUGGCUUCCUGCGCUUCCUGAAACUGGCCAAGGUUCCAUUGAGCGAGUUUGACUUUUCUUGGAGCAAGAUCUCAGAUAUCCAGUCCCAGAUGGAGAAGCUGAUCGAGAAGAACUACUAUCUCCACAAGUCGGCCCAGGAGGCCUACAAGUCCUACGUGAGGGCGUACGACUCCCACUCGCUCAAACAGAUUUACAGCGUCAACACCCUCAACCUUCCCAUGGUGGCGCUCUCGUUUGGGUUCAAGGUCCCCCCAUACGUCGACCUGCAUGUUCACAGCGGUAAAGGAGGGAAGCUGCAGAAGCGAGGCGGAGGAGGCGGGUUUGGAUACCAGAAAUCCAACAAUGCGCAUAAGUCCAGGAUCUUCAAGCAUGUGAACAAAGGGAAAGGGGACCGGAGGCAGUUCUCCCGCUGAACAGCCUUCAUGUGGACUCGAACUCUUGUGCAUGUUCCACCAACCGCCCUGAGCAGAUGAGGAGCCUCCCAGCUGUUUUGUAAAUGUAGAGAAGCGAUGUGUUGAACUAGGCCGCUGCAUUCCUCCUGUGUUCCUGUAGGGACUCAUUUUUUCUUUACUUCAUGUUAUCUACCUGAAAUAUUAAAUCUAUUGGCUUUCAUUUA